GCGGGCGGGCGGGGCCGAGGGCGCGAGCGGCGAUGAGGAGCCGCGCGGAGGUGGAGGCGACGCUGCAGGUGGCCAAGGUGGAUCCCGCCGCGCUGCUGCCCGCCGCCCACUGCCUCGCCUUCGGGGCCCCCCGGCCCGGCCCGCGGGAGCUCUGCCUCCUGCAGCUCCCCCCGGACCUCUGCCCGCUGCUCGAGGCCGGACACAGCCUCGUCAUUCGCGGGGACAAAGACGAACAGGCCGUGAUCUGCAGUAAGGAGAGAACCUACGACCUGAAAAUAGCCGAUACGUCAAAUACGUUGCUCAUCAUUCCCGGUUGCAAAACUCCGGAACAGUUGUCUGCCACGGAGGCACCGGGAGACGUGAUUCACACGCAGAUCUUUGGUUUCUCCAACAAUUAUUGGGAAUUAAGACACUGUCGACCCAAACUGAAGAAACUGAAGAAACUCUUGAUGGAAAACCCUUAUGAAGGACCUGUCAGUCAAAAGGAAAAGGAGUCGAAUCUUCCAAAAUAUACCACUGAAGAUUUCUUUGAUCAGGUCCAAGCAAGCGAGGAAGAAAUCCUGGCUCAGUUACAAGUCCUAAAUGCCUGUAAAAUUGAAGGAUACUGGCGGAUUCUUGAAUUUGAUUAUGAAAUGAAACUCCUGAAUCACGUAACUCAACUUGUGGACUCGGAAUCUUGGCCAUUCAACAAAGUCCCGUUACGUACCUGUCUGGCGGAACUUGGGCCCCUGGAACCUGAAGAAAUGAUACAACACUGCCUUGAAUGUUACGGAAAGAAAUAUACUGCGGAAGGUGAAGUUUACUUUGAAUUGAACGUGGACAAGAUAUGCAGAGCGACAGCGCAAAUGCUGCUACGGAAUGCAGUGAAAUUCAAUCUCGCUGAAUUUCAGGAAGUUUGGCAGCAGAGUGUUCCCGAAGGAAUGACAACUCACCUGGAUCAGCUCAAGGUGACUGGGGAGAUUCCAAAGCCGUUCCUUGGGGACCCGGGUUUGGCCCUGACGGAUAGAAACUCCAGACCAGAAACCGUCUUUUUACUAAAGGUGGAUGACUUGCCUGAGGGAAAUCAGGAAAGAUUCAACAGCCUCUUCACGCUGCGGGAGAAGUGGACGGAAGAAGACAUCGCUCCCUAUAUCCUUGAUCUCUGUGCAGAGAAACAAUCUAUAGGUGCCCUGCUCACUAAGUAUUCCCGUUCUUCAAUGCAGAACGGCGUUAAAGUGUACAAUUCCAGAAGACCCAUCUCCUAAAAAUGAAAUACGUGCCAAGAGUCCCUCACAAGAGACAGACGUAGAUAAGUGCCAAUUGUGAAUUCCAGUAGGCUGAACUACUGUUACCCUGCCUUUUUGUAAAGACCUUUUAAUAUGAGAAAUCUCACGGAAUUAAACUCUUUUGGAGGUUGUUAUCCGGG
Molecule: messenger RNA, 1405 nt
Organism: Ornithorhynchus anatinus (platypus)
Lineage: Eukaryota; Metazoa; Chordata; Mammalia; Monotremata; Ornithorhynchidae
Gene: DSCC1
Product: DNA replication and sister chromatid cohesion 1
Exons: 9
Coding region: 33-1244 (403 amino acids)
Biological process (GO): maintenance of mitotic sister chromatid cohesion; mitotic sister chromatid cohesion
Cellular component (GO): Ctf18 RFC-like complex; chromosome, centromeric region; nucleus
Source: RefSeq, a predicted model, not a curated record